AGGAUUUUGUUUCAUGUCAUAUUGUAUUUUUAAUGAGCUGAAUCCUGUGGAUUUAAGAACAUUGUAAUGCCUGAUUGUGUUCCUAAUGAAUGGUUCAAAUUUACCAUUAAAAAAAAAUAAAAAAAUUAGUAGAGUAUUUUGAUAAAAAAAAUUCCAAAUUUAACUUUUCAGACUAAUUUAAGUGGGCUUAUUGCUUCUCGCUGGAUUUUAACUGUAGAAGCCCACAUACAUUUACUGGGCCAGACUAAUUCUCAAUCGGACUUUCUUCCCAUUUGAACCGGCGGCGACGGUAUAGGGCACGUUACCGUGUGGAGCUUCUGAGCCAGACCAAAUCUCCUGAAUUCUAACGCAGCCUGUACUACUACAUACACCGAUGGGUACAGGAGACGAGGUUGUUGAAAUUGAUAGCUUGGAGAGGGGUCUGUUAUCGGGUACUGAUAAAAAUGGAGCUGAAGACGAUGAUGUGUUGUAUUCUGCUUCAUUCCUAGAGAUGGAAGAUAAUUUUGUUAGAUACCAAACAGCUCAAUGGGUUCUAUACUCGUUGCUUUUGAUUCUGGCAUGGGGAAUUGGCUUGUUCAUGCUGCUUUAUUUACCUGUUCGUAGGUAUAUACUACGGAAGGAUAUCCGAUCGAAAAAACUCUACCUUACUCCAAACUCCAUUGUCUAUAAAGUUGCUAGGCCAGUGCCAUUUCCAUUUUUUGGGGCAUUAAAGAAAGAGAAGUAUAUUUUGUUACCAUCAGUUGCUGACAUAGUAAUUGAGCAAGGAUAUCUUCAGUCUCUGUAUGGUGUUUACUCACUUAGAAUAGAGAAUGUUGGGUUAAGAAGGCCACCGAGCGAUGAUGUUAAAAUCCAGGGAAUUGCAAAUCCAAAUGCUUUCAGAAAGGCUGUUUUGAUGCGGCUUUCGAAUAUGAGGAAUGAAGUUUUCUCUAGACAAGUUUCCACAAUUGAUGAUGUCCCAAAUUUGAGGUUGCAGGUGUCCCCAUCGAAAUCUCUCAGGCAAGAUUCAUUUUCUCAUCCAGGAGAUCUAAUUCUACUGCAGAAGCUAGAGGAGGUUGGAACUUCUGUCAAGAGAGUUCAAACUUUAAUUGAGGAGCAACGCCCUGAGACAUCAGAGCACAGGGAUUAAAUUUCAUCUUUCGUUGAUUCCACUAUUCCUCCACAUCUUCAUAGUGGAGUGAAGAAUAUUCUUAUAUGUAUAGAUUAUAGUGUAUGAAAUGACUAAAUAUGUAUACACGUAUUCUAUGAAAGAUUAAGGUAAAAAAGAAGUUUGAUCGUGGAAUUGUACAUGAAAAAUUUAAGUUUUUUCAAGUCAUAAAUGAACUUGGAGAAGAUGAUAAGGAAGGGAGAUUAAGAAAACAUUUUCAAAAUUAAAUUGAGAAAUCACAACACAAGUAUUUUUGUUUC
This is a messenger RNA of Cannabis sativa, 1404 nucleotides long. RefSeq lists its product as uncharacterized. The transcript is spliced from 8 exons. Lineage: Eukaryota; Viridiplantae; Streptophyta; Magnoliopsida; Rosales; Cannabaceae. The coding region runs from base 374 to 1126 and encodes 250 amino acids. The record is from RefSeq and is a predicted model, not a curated record.